Molecule: messenger RNA, 1770 nt
Organism: Trypanosoma rangeli
Lineage: Eukaryota; Euglenozoa; Kinetoplastea; Trypanosomatida; Trypanosomatidae
Exons: 1
Coding region: 1-1770 (589 amino acids)
Source: RefSeq, a predicted model, not a curated record
AUGCUAUCGAACCCUUCUCGCAAGGAAAAUAAGACAUCAUCGUCUCUCUCUGCGAGAACAAUCCCGGAGUAUUCUCAGAAACAACGACACUUGUCGCCUAGUAACGGCAUGCCAAUUCGCCGCGGUGCGAGGGACGCUGAAAGCGACGAUGGUGACUGCAACGAUACCGUGAGGACGGAUAAGGAGGAGGAGGAGGAGGACCUCCGACCCCACCCCUCACCCGCAAAGCACUGGACAGAGUGGGCUCCGCGGCUCUCCUCAAGCUCCACUGCAUCUCUCUACAUUCCUUCGUCUGGACUGUCAGAGGCAUCAAUACCACACGGAAAGCUGGCGUCCACAGAGCGUGAAUUAGAGUGUACCAAGGAGUUGUUGCUGCAAUAUAAGCAUUACGUGGAACGGCGCUUGUUUCUGCACAUUCAGAAAAUAGAGAAGGAAUGUGCAAAACACAGUGAGCUAUGCAAACGUCUGAAACGCGACAAUGCGUUGCUUCUGGAAGAGCUUGAGCGGUAUCGUGCGUCGAGGACAUCGAUGGCAGUACCUUUUUUGUCCAAUGGGAUUGAGCGUCAACCACACUCACCCCCGUUGGGGUAUUUGUGUCAAGCUGCAUCCGUUUCUUACCCAUCACCGCUGGCGCCACCACCGCCGCCGUUACCAAAGAGUGAGGAUUCAGCGAAAGAGAUGCUACAUAUGCUGCGAAGCCAUGAAUCAAGACUCCUAGGGCAGCUUAAAGAGGAGAGGACUGCACGUGAACGGCUGGAGGUGGAACAUGCCGCUGCGGUGCGACAGUUGCAGGAGCAGGUGGCAGAGCUGGAGGGGAAGAUGCGUGUGGGCAUCGAUGCGGUCACCAUUCAGACCCUCCGUAAGGUUCUGGCACGGCGGGACGACGAGAUCCGUAAGCUACGGAAGCUGCAUGGCUUCUCUAUUGUGGAGGCGUUGGAGGAAGGCAGUCCACAGGACUUUGAAAACAGCUUUAUAGCUGAAUUGAGGCUAGCAGCGAGGGAUGCUGUAGAGUUCGUCGCCGCCAUGACUGCAACAACCACCGACAUGGGUGAUACUUGCAGAACCGACCUUCAUUUGAAGGAGGUUGAGGAUUUGUGGGGGGAGGUGCUUCGUGUCACCGCCUCUCCUCCAGAUGACUCGUCCAAGCUGCCGCAGCAGCUAUGGCCAUUGAUGGACAUAGGAAAGUCGCUGCGUUGCGCCAUAGUGGCGGAGCACAAUCAGCUGGCUCUCUUUGUGGGACAACUACUUCAGGGAAUGGAAGAGGUGCGAGGCACCCUCGCACGAGAGCAGCAGGAGCGGCAGGUGGAUGGAGAUCGUCUACGCGCAAUGCAAGCUGAAAGCACUGCGUUGGUGCAGCGGUUGCCACAGGAGUUGGGCGAGACGGCACAGUGCUCCCCAUCGAGGGUGGCCCAAACUGAGGCGGCUGAGUUGCACAAGAGACAGCAUUCUGUGUCGCCGACUGUCACGCGAAGUUCUGACGUUGCCACACAAACGCUGCCUUCUGCUCAGCUUUCACACUUGCAAAACAGUGGGGCGACCAGUCUGCUUGUUCCUCACAACGCGGCCUACAAGCCAAUAUCAACUGAUUUGGGACACCUCCUGCAUGAAAUGGAAGCCCUUGAGCGGGACAACGCCGCAAAAUCUGCACUUAUUGCCAAAUUGCAACAUCAGCGAGAACGUUUCUUGGGCGACGUGGAUGCAGAGCUUGCGGUGAGUCUUCCUACAAGAAAAGCCAUGACAAACUCCUUCGCUCAGUACCUUCUUGAGUGA